CCAGCCAGUCAGCUCUCCGUCGCGUCCUCAUCGAUCGGACGCUGCCAGGGCUAAUUUUUCCACCAAAAAGCUCCCCAAAUCGGGCGACAUUAAGCGCGGUGUGGGAGGGAGCUUCCGAUCCGUGGGAGGAGCACGGGCGUGGAAUCAAGGGUUCCUGUUGCAGAGACGAGGGAAUAUUGGUUCCAACGCUUGUCUAUGCCUAGGCUCGGUUUAUUAUCAACAGAAAUACACACUUUUUAUAGGAUGGAUACACUAUUCUCCAAUGUUUUGUAAAGCAGAAUGUCUUGAAGGGUUUCCUCCUUUGGCUAUUUGGUUUGCUUAUAAAGGAUUAGGUGAAGCAAAUCUCAGAAAAUAGUUUAACAAAGCUGAAAGAUUGGAUUUAAAGUGCUCCCAAUAAUAUCUACCAAGUUGUGAAGAAACUAUAGGCUGUCCCAGAAAUAAACAAGUUUGGAGUGGGUCGCAUCUAGUUUCAGAUGCUGCUUUUUCUCUCCCAUUAUCAGAUGGUUAUAAAUGCUAACGUAGUGAAUGAUUUGUGAGCAUCAAAGUGAUACACAUCUUAUGCUGAUGGAUCGAGCAACUAACUUAAAUGGAAUUGAGUAUGUUAUUGGUAUACUGGACACAAAUGAUGCUUCGACCUCCAUCCCUGCACGAACUGAUCACAGUAGCCAACAUGAAACACUUAGUGAAAAUCACCCUUCAACAAGCAGUCCACCUCCUGCCUCCCAAUUAGCUUUGUCAUCACCAAAUCUAUCUAAUUCAACAAAUUCAUCUUUGACGAGAAGAACAGAUAACUAUGGUCAUCACAACAGAAGUCCUCUGAACUCUGGUUUGUGGAUUACGGUUGAGCUUGUUGCUAAUGUGAGCCAAAUUCUAGCAGCUGUCAUUGUGUUAUCAUUGUCAAGACAUGAGCAUCCCCGGACUCCAUUAACUGUGUGGAUCAUAGGGUAUACUGCAGGCUGCGUUGUUACACUACCACAUCUGUAUUGGCGCUACCUUCAUCGCAGUUCUCAGAGAACUGAGCAAGAUCCAGCACAUUCCAACCAGGAAACUACAGGGAAUAACCAUCAUGACUCUAAUGCUUAUGCUGAUGGAGCUGGCACACACAACCCACAGCAACAAAAUAUUCACAAUCCUACAACCGAGCUUGAGCAAACCAGUGUAAACACUAGUCCAAGGAUAAAUGCAAUAGUUGACAAUAUGAAGAUGGCCUUGGAUUGCUUUUUUGCUGUGUGGUUUGUUGUUGGCAAUGUGUGGGUGUUUGGCGGGCGCUCCUCUCCCCAUGAUGCCCCAAACUUAUAUAGGUUAUGUAUUGUCUUCCUUGCAUUCAGCUGUAUAGGAUAUGCUUUGCCUUUCAUUCUAUGCACAAUGAUUUGUUGUUGCUUGCCUUGCAUUAUAUCGUUUUUGGGCAUAAGAGAGGAUAUGAUCCAUGAUAGAGGUGCUACCUUGGAAUCAAUCAAUGCACUCCCUAGUUAUAAGUUCAAAACUAAGAGGCGUAAGAAUAAAGGGGAUUCAGAAAGAAGCUUGGAUGGCCAUUCCACAGAUGGGAUAUUGGCUGCUGGUACUGACAAGGAAAGAACUAUUUCUGCUGAAGAUGCUGUUUGUUGCAUUUGUCUAGCAAAAUAUGUGGACAAUGACGAGUUGCGUGAGCUUCCCUGCACUCAUUUUUUUCACAAGGAGUGUGUGGAUAAGUGGCUCAAGCUAAAUGCACUUUGUCCUCUUUGCAAAACUGUGGCGGGGAUCACCAAUUCACAACUCUCCGAUGCAGCGACACCGAUUCAUCAUUCAGGACUACCCGAGGUAUAGAUCGAGCUCUAGAGAUGCAAUAAAUUCCUUCUCUUUGGUCAUUUUUAUGCAAGAAAGCCUAGAAACCCAUAAUGAAGCAGAUAAGAAAGCCUGCGGCAUUCUUGUGCACUUGAGGAUUAUGAUCGCCAGUUGAUCUUGAGGGUUUUGUAUAUUGUGUAUGUAUUCAUAAAAGGUGCAGACAAAUAUUAUUUAGAAGAUAUGAUUCAAAACAAGUUCCUAGAGUUUGAUAGGGAAGAUUUUUUUUC
Molecule: messenger RNA, 2048 nt
Organism: Zingiber officinale
Lineage: Eukaryota; Viridiplantae; Streptophyta; Magnoliopsida; Zingiberales; Zingiberaceae
Product: E3 ubiquitin-protein ligase At1g63170-like
Exons: 6
Coding region: 526-1803 (425 amino acids)
Source: RefSeq, a predicted model, not a curated record